AUGCAGGCGUUGAGAAUUCGCACAAUUGAGCUUGAUGGAAAACUUGUUAAAUUACAAAUAUGGGAUACCGCUGGUCAGGAACGCUUUCGAACAAUAACAACUGGUUAUUAUCGCGGAGCUCAUGGAGUCAUUGUUGUUUAUGAUGUAACCGAUCAAGUUAGUUAUUUUGUUGUUAUUUCGAAAUGGAUUCAGAUUGUUGUGCGAGUUAACAAUUGUAUCUGUCUAAAUAAUGUGAAUCAUUGGCUACAAGAAAUUGAUCGUUUUGCUAAUGAAAACGUGGUGAAAAUUUUAAUUGGCAAUAAAUGUGAUUUAACAGAAAAUAGAGUUGUCACUUAUGACGAAGCUCAAGAAUAUGCUAAUUCAUUAAAUAUUUCGUUUUUUGAAACAAGUACAAAAAAUGCAACAAACGUUGAACAAGCAUUUAUUGCAAUAGCUACACAAGCAAGGAAACGGCAAGAGGCUGAAAUGAGCAGAAGUCCGUCAAGAAACGAAAUUCAACCAACGUGUACAACAAUUCGUGCAAUUGAGCUUGAUGGAAAACUUGUUAAAUUACAAAUAUGGGAUACCGCUGGUCAGGAACGCUUUCGAACAAUAACAAGUCGUUAUUAUCGCGGAGCUCAUGGAAUCUUUGUUGUUUACGAUGUAACCGAUCAGAACUCAUUCAAUAAUGUGAAACAUUGGCUGCAAGAGAUUGAUCGUUUUGCUAAUGAGAACGUGAUGAAAAUGUUAAUUGGCAAUAAAUGUGAUUUAACAGAAAUGAAACGCGUCGAUAGUGUUAUUGCUAAAAAUCGUAAAAUUUGA
Didymodactylos carnosus is the source of this 801-nucleotide messenger RNA. The record is from the annotation of a GenBank genome assembly. Lineage: Eukaryota; Metazoa; Rotifera; Eurotatoria; Philodinida; Philodinidae.